AUGGUAGACCUCACUCAGCCAAUCGUACCCGCACCAGGUGGCUAUGUGGUAGACCUCGAGAACCCACAACGACGAGGUGAAGCCACCAUUCUCUGGAUUGGGAUCGUGGGAACGGCCAUUUCCACUUGUUUGUUGGCCGUUCGAGUGUACACCAAAGUUAUGUUAGUCAAGAAAGUGUCAUCUGAUGACUGUUGUCUGCUCCUUGCAUGGAUCUUCGCCAUGCCUGUACAGUCACUCAUCAUUUAUAGGGCUCCAGCAGGUCUGAUUGGCGUACAUGCCUGGGAACUUACCGGCCAUCAACUGAACACUAUCGCGAGAAUAACGCUGACAACCACCUUACUGUACUCGCCAGCUCUCGCCUUCGCAAAGUUGUCAUUCCUUUGUCUCUAUCUGAACUUGAGCCCCGCACGCGGCUUCCGCGCUGGGGUCUACUUCACCAUAUUCGUCGUCGUCGGAUCCUGUGUCGGCAUCGUCGUCUCUUUGCUUGCAGCAUGCAGGCCGUUUGCGAAGAACAUCGAUGUCACCGUCACAGAAGGACAGUGCUUGAACAAAGCGGCGUUGUACAUCGCUACUGGAGUGCUGAACAUCAUCACGGACAUCAUGGUCAUCAUCCUGCCAAUACCCAUGGUUUUGAGACUGCAGAUGUCGAAGGAGCGAAAGAUUAUGGUGAUAGGAAUCUUCAGCGCCGGUUCGGUUACAUGUGUGACAAGUGCGGUGCGCGUCGCAUUACUUCCUCCAAUGUUGACUUCGAAAGACGCUUCCUGGGACACUGUGUAUCCGAGUCUGUGGAUCCUUAUCGAAGCCAGCCUCAUCAUCAUCACCGGUUCUCUCCCAACCCUGCGGCUGUUCGUCAGGCACGUCGCCCCCUCUUUGAUCGGCACUUCCGAAGCAACUCGACCAUCCGCGACGCGCCAGGACUAUAGAUUGGAACUACAAGGACACGGAAUGGCUGAUGCGUAUGAUAGUGAAGAUGGUGCGUCUGAGAGGGAGAUACUCGGCACAGCAAAUGACAAUGGUGACAUGAGAGGGUCGUCUUGGAACUCGGAGCACAAACGCUGCAACAAACAGCAGGUGCGUGGCUUGGAGAAUGAGCCUUGA
Alternaria rosae is the source of this 1098-nucleotide messenger RNA. RefSeq lists its product as uncharacterized. Lineage: Eukaryota; Fungi; Ascomycota; Dothideomycetes; Pleosporales; Pleosporaceae. Bases 1 to 1098 code for a protein of 365 amino acids. The record is from RefSeq and is a predicted model, not a curated record. The transcript is spliced from 7 exons.